Molecule: messenger RNA, 3943 nt
Organism: Rhea pennata
Lineage: Eukaryota; Metazoa; Chordata; Aves; Rheiformes; Rheidae
Gene: RHBDD1
Product: rhomboid domain containing 1
Exons: 8
Coding region: 442-1383 (313 amino acids)
Biological process (GO): negative regulation of apoptotic process; cellular response to unfolded protein
Cellular component (GO): endoplasmic reticulum; membrane
Molecular function (GO): serine-type endopeptidase activity
Source: RefSeq, a predicted model, not a curated record
GAAACGCUUUUCAGGUGGCAGAAAAAAGAAAAGAGUUCCUGAAAAAGUAUAGAGUGGCCUGUUCAGGAAGUCUGUGGUGCUGGUGGGGACGUGAGAGUGCUGGUUCCCAAAGCACCACCCCGAGAUACCCUCGUUUUGUCAGGAAGCUGCCGCAAACGCGUUUUAAAUGUGGUGACUCCUUAGGACGUGCUGGUGCUCCUUAGAGCUGUGUGGCUUCAAAAUUGCUGUUUAUUUUGUUUACUUGAAGUAGACAAAAGAAAAAUCAGAUUGCUGCAUGUGUUGCUUAUUUAUCUGAGAUAAAGAUGUUUGCUGAGGAAAUGAAAGAAUGUAUCACUGUCUUAUUUCCUUCAGACGAAAAUUUCCCAAACUUAUAUGGUUUUGAAUUCAAAGAGAAGACUAGGAAUGAAAUAAACAUCAGGUUUCUUUGAGUAAGAAGUGACAAUGCAGCGAAGGCAGAGAGGAGUCAGUGCUGGAUUGCUUUUGCUGUUUUAUGAAAUUUAUCAAGUUGGAUUUCAGAACAUUCCUCCUGUUACACUUGGGAUACUUGCACUGAAUAUUUUUCUCUUUUUGAAUCCACUGGGGCCACUAUCUGAAGUGUGUAUCAGUGUAAAUGAAAGCUUCUACAGAAAGAAUUGGCAGCGUUUACUGCUUUCACCUUUCCACCAUGCAGAUGACUGGCAUUUAUAUUUUAACAUGGUUUCCAUGCUUUGGAAGGGGAUAAUGUUGGAAAGAAAGCUUGGAAGCAUUUGGCUUGCAUAUAUAAUUGCAAUAUUUUCAGUGCUUGUUGGAGUUGUUUAUAUGGUACUGGAAUACAUGCUUGCAGAAAUUCUGGAUGACCCUACAUAUAAAAUGAGUUGUGCUGUAGGUUUUUCAGGAGUCUUGUUUGCUUUGAAAGUUCUUAACAACUAUUACAAUCCAGGAAGAUUCAGCAGUGUCUUUGGAGUGCAGAUAUCCAAUAAAUAUGUUUGUUGGGUGGAGCUGGUGGCAAUUCAUUUAAUUUCCCCAGGGGCUUCUUUUGCUGGGCAUUUGGCGGGGAUUCUAGUUGGACUGAUGUAUACUGCAGGACCUCUGGAAAAGAUCAUGGAAGCCUGUGCAGGUGGCUUUUCUUCAUUUACUGGCCCUACCCGGCAGAGGGACUACUACUCACAGUAUUAUAGUCAUCGAGGUUAUCAGUACAGUGCACCAAGGAACUAUGAUGUUUAUACAGGUGGACUUACUGAAGAGGAGCAGCUUGAAAGGGCAGUGCUAAACAGUCUUAAUGAAAGAGAUUUUGGUGGAGCAACACACAAUGUGCAGCGACCCUAUGGUUUUUUGCUUUCGCCUGAACAGCUUUCAGAAGAGGAAAUGAGAAGGCAAAGGCUUCGUAGGUUUGAGAGACGAUGAAACUGGCAGGGUUGAUGUAAAUUGCAAAGUGCUGUUCAGAAUUAACAAAAUAUUUGUAGGUUUAUUCAUUUGUAAUCUUUCUUUCCAAUUUUUAUACUGCUAGUUGCGAAACUGCAAAAUAUGCAGAGGAUUUGGGAAGUUGAGGUUCUCAACUGGAACUUGCAUCAGGCGCAUGAGGUGGGAGGAAUCAAACUGAUCUUUAGCAUUUCUCAGUCUUGAUGCACGUUAAAUAUGGAAGAAGACUGAUAAAUGGACUGAUGCUUUUACACACACUCGUUCACUCAUGCACGCGUGUGCGUGCUCACUCACGCUCGCUCUCUCUUGUGUAGCUGCAAGAAUUCCUUGGCUUUUUGGCUGCUUACAUUCUCAGUCAAUAGGUUUUUCUUUAUCUAUGACAAAAAAAGCCAUUAUAUUUGUGGUUUUUAAUAAUUUUAAAGUAUGUAAAUUUCAGACUUUUCUGUGUUUAUACAUGAUGACUGAGUGUUUUGAGAUUGGCAUGUAAAAUGUCAUUUUAAAAAAAUUGCAUUGAUAGCAGCCUAUAGGCUUAAGCUUUCUGGCAAAGUCUUAUAAGCUGUGUAAAAAAUACAGAUGCAGCUAUUGUUAUCCUAAUAAGUUAUUUAAUAUAAUCUUGAGUGUUGUUGUGUUCCUUAAAUCCUGUUGUUUCUGUCUGGAGGUUUUGUGUGAUAAAGUUGAGUUUUGGCUAAAAUUGUCUAAGGCCAGUCUUAAUGAUUGUUGCAAAUACAAAUUUUUUUUUUCAGUUAUAGAAUUAAAGUAACUUGUUCUUAGGACUUUUACGGAAAGGGAGAUGGGUAUGCCAUGUAAAGAAUAUAUUUAUUUAGUAAUUUAUACUUUUUUAAAAGCAUCUAUCCCUUUCUUAAAAGGCUAUGUAUUCUGUAGCUAUGAAAUUGUAUCAUCUACGUGUUGUUUGUGCAGCUUCAGAAAUUUUACUAUUUCUGUAUAUAUGUUUCAUCUGAGGUCCAGUAGGAGCUGUGAGAGCAGAUAUCUUGUCUAAAUAUGAGGUACCUUGAAUUCUCCAUUUCCUGGAAAGCAUUUCUGUAUGUUCCCAACUUGAGAGUAGUUGAUCAGGAGACCAAAAGCUCAGUUGUCACUUUGGGCUGACCCUCCACUCGCCGCCUGUCGAGCGAUGGCUGUCCUGCUCGUGGCACCGGUACCAGCUGGGCUUAGUUCAGGAUGCUCUCAGGCUACCUUUCAGUUUUUGAGCUUAAAUGAAAGUACAAAACCAAAAUUCAUGAACACAUCUACCCAUAUAGUAGCAUUAACUAAUAAACUGAGUAUUUUUUGUUCCAGUAUCAUUUUGAAAAGCUGUUCUUUGUUCAAAGGUUUUUUUGUUUGUUUGUUUUUUUGCAAUGGGAGAAUUUCUUCUGAGAUUGGGGACACUCACUCCUCCUGUAACUGUUUUCAGUCCCGAAGAGGUGUGAUUGCACAAGAAAAAAUUGAUCAUCUUUAGACAUAGAGCUGCUGGAAUCUCUUCAGCACUGAUUUAGUUGGAUGUUAGGAUGACCAAUUUAAUGAUUUCUUCUCAGGGUCGUGUGAUCACUGAUAGGUGCUUUAUAAAGACUUGAAACCUGUACCUCUCUAUAGAGCUAAUAGUUUGAAUGUAAAAUCAUAGAGCUAUAUCUUUUCAGACAGAAAAAAUCGUGCAAGUAAAUUGUUGAGUAUAUUGUUUAAAUAAUGUACAUCUUCUGGUUUUCAUUAAUGUGUAUAAGGGAACCUUUUGGUGCUGAAAAAUGCAAGGGCCAUUCUCUUUUCAGUGCCGUUACCACUUUAACUGUUUUCUUACCCUUCUGGUUGAUUUUGUGGCCAGAAGCAGCACAAUAGGAUUAUGCCAGGUAUGUGGCUUUCAAGGUCCUGAGAGCCAAAAGACAGGAUAUAAGGUGACUUUGAUUGCACUUAUGAAGGGAGCGUGCGAACACUGCCAGUAUUAUACACAGUAUUUUCUGGCAGAUUCUAAGGCACUUAGUACUUACAGACUGGUGAUGUUUGUUGUCUUCUCCCUUGGUUGUUUUCCAAUGUAUGCAGUAGCCAUAGAAUAAAACAGCAGACAUUCAUAUCUUCUAGUAGGCCAAUUUUCCUAAUUUCUUGCAACUUCUGAAAUUGUGUAUAAAAAAACUGCAUAGGUUUUGAAUGUUUUGCUCAAUGUGUAAUGAUCACGUAAAUGAGGAAGGAAUAGCAUUGGUGCCUCAAAGUAAUCUUAGUGCUCUGAUGGAAAAUUUCAAUGCGACUUACUGUGUCUGUUGAACUCUAUCUUAAAUAAUUAAAACCAUUGGAUUAGUCAGUAAUCAACUGAAAAAAAAAGAGAAUUAAGUGAAACCAAGGACAUGAUUGCAAUUUUAAAUCCACUUGCAUAUUUUCGUAAAGUAAGGUUAGAAAUAUUGACCACGUACGAACCCACACAAAAAGUUCCUCAUAUUAGUAAAAAGGAGAGAGCUCCUUAAUAGGUUAUAUCUUAUAUGGAGGGUCUGUUUUGGUUCCCCUCUUUAUUCUUAUUUUGUCAAGCACUUGCCAUUAAGUAUAAAAUUUGUCCGUAAUAUAGCUGUUU